This is a messenger RNA of Neltuma alba, 780 nucleotides long. Its product is annotated as tropinone reductase homolog. The coding region runs from base 4 to 780 and encodes 258 amino acids. NCBI's taxonomy places the organism in Eukaryota, Viridiplantae, Streptophyta, Magnoliopsida, Fabales, Fabaceae. The record is from RefSeq and is a predicted model, not a curated record. Gene Ontology annotation, molecular function: oxidoreductase activity. The transcript is spliced from 5 exons.
AAAAUGAGCAGAGGCAAGAGGUGGUCACUGAGUGGGAUGACUGCUCUGGUCACCGGAGCAACCAGAGGCAUCGGGCAUGCCAUUGUAGAAGAACUGGCACAAUUUGGAGCAGCAGUGCAUAUAUGUUCCCGUAACCAAGCAGACAUCGAUGCGUGUUUGAAAGAAUGGAAAAGCAAAGGAUUUAGUGUGACUGGAUCAGUCUGCGAUGUGUUCUCAAGUCACCAGCGUCAAAAUUUAAUGGAAACUGUUGCUUCCAUUUUUCGUGGAAAGCUCAACAUCCUUAUAAACAACGCUGGGACAAUCAUAUAUAAGAAAGCCACACAUCAAACUGCAGAAGAUGUAUCUACUGUUAUGGGCACCAAUUUUGAAUCUGCUUACCAUUUGAGCCAACUUGCACACCCACUCCUUAAAGCUUCAGGAUAUGGUACCAUCAUAAAUAUCUCCUCCGUUGUGAGUGUGAAAGCUCUGCCUCUUGUUUCCGCCUACGCUGCAUCCCGAGGAGCUAUGAAUCAAGUCACAAAGAACUUGGCUUUAGAAUGGGCAAAGGAUAAUAUUCGUGUAAAUGCAGUCGCACCAGGAACCAUAAUGACCUCGCUUUUGGAGUCUAGCUUGAAAGAACCUGGUGGAGAAGUUGCAGUGAAUCAUACUGUAUCUCAAACUCCGAUGAAUCGCACGGGAGAGCCUAAAGAGAUAUCAGCGCUAGUUGCUUUCCUUUGCCUUCCUGCUGCAUCAUACAUCACUGGUCAAAUCAUAUAUGCAGAUGGAGGUUUCUCUGUUUAA